AAAUACAUAACAAAAAAAAACCCAAACAUGCCUAUCCAUCCACUUUCUUUCCUCUUCCUCUUCACUUCUCUCCUAAUCCCUUCUCUCAUUUCCUCUUCCCCUGUUCAGGACCCCGAACUCGUAGUCGAAGAUGUGCAUAGGGCCAUCAAUGCAUCAAGGAGGAACCUUGGAUUUCUAUCUUGUGGAACCGGUAAUCCCAUCGAUGACUGCUGGCGGUGUGACCUGAACUGGGAGAAGAAUCGGCAGAGACUAGCCGACUGUGCGAUUGGGUUCGGGAAGAAUGCCAUUGGUGGAAGAGAUGGUAAGAUUUAUGUUGUGACAGACUCUAGUGAUAACGAUGCGGUGAACCCCAAGCCGGGAACUUUACGACAUGCUGUGAUUCAAGACGAACCAUUGUGGAUAAUUUUCGCUCGAGACAUGACGAUCCGGUUGAAGGAAGAGCUUAUCAUGAAUUCGUUCAAGACGAUUGAUGGUCGGGGUGCCAGCGUCCACAUUGCAGGGGGUCCUUGUAUAACUAUUCAGUAUGUGACCAACAUUAUCAUUCACGGAUUAAACAUCCAUGACUGCAAGCAAGGAGGGAAUGCUAUGGUGAGGGACUCCCCCAAGCAUUACGGUUGGCGAACCAUAUCGGACGGCGACGGUGUGUCCAUCUUCGGCGGUAGCCAUGUUUGGGUGGAUCAUAACUCCUUGUCCAACUGUAAUGAUGGUCUGGUUGAUGCCAUUCAUGGGUCCACCGCAAUUACCAUCUCAAACAACUACAUGACUCACCAUGAUAAAGUCAUGCUCUUGGGGCACAGUGAUUCCUACACUCAAGACAAGAACAUGCAAGUCACAAUAGCCUUUAAUCACUUUGGAGAAGGGCUUGUCCAAAGAAUGCCUAGAUGUAGACAUGGAUAUUUCCAUGUGGUUAACAAUGACUACACCCACUGGGAAAUGUAUGCCAUUGGAGGAAGUGCAAACCCAACUAUUAACAGCCAAGGGAACAGAUUUACAGCACCCGACGCCAGAUUCAGCAAAGAGGUGACCAAGCAUGAAGAUGCACCGGAGAGUGACUGGAAGAACUGGAAUUGGAGAUCGGAAGGUGACCUGAUGGUGAACGGUGCGUUUUUCACGGCGUCGGGCGCCGGUGCCUCGUCGAGCUAUGCCAAGGCUUCGAGCUUGGGUGCUAGGCCAUCUUCGCUGGUGGCGACCAUAACGACCAAUGCUGGUGCUCUUAGUUGCAAGAAAGGCUCUCGUUGCUGAUCGAGACAUAAGAUAGAACACGCACGACACUUUGUUAAUUACGAAGUGAUUGAAAAAUACAUGGUGUUUGACUGCAAUUAAAUUUAGCUUUAGAAAGGGGAAAAAUGAAGAAAAGGCUGCCCAUACAAUUAAUUUAUUGGCUUUUUCCCCUUUCUAUGUACCAUUUUUUUCUUGGUUCGUUAUUCAAAUGUAAUGAUCAUUACAACCUCGGCCA
Messenger RNA from Hibiscus syriacus, 1456 nucleotides. RefSeq names its product probable pectate lyase 5. Lineage: Eukaryota; Viridiplantae; Streptophyta; Magnoliopsida; Malvales; Malvaceae. The transcript is spliced from 4 exons. Gene Ontology annotation, molecular function: pectate lyase activity. The coding region runs from base 28 to 1242 and encodes 404 amino acids. The record is from RefSeq and is a predicted model, not a curated record.